Messenger RNA from Symbiodinium sp. CCMP2456, 1095 nucleotides. The record is from the annotation of a GenBank genome assembly. NCBI's taxonomy places the organism in Eukaryota, Dinophyceae, Suessiales, Symbiodiniaceae.
AUGUGCCGCUUGCAACCCGGCUUUCUCUGCGCUGCACUCCUCGCCGCACCGCACCGCGCCGAAGAUGUUGACUGGGAUAUCACUGCCUGCCCUCCGAUGCCUGCCGAGCCGGCUCUCAGUGUGGAGACGCUGCAGUGCAUCUACAGUUUGCAGCGGCUGCCCCUGAACUUCUACAUCCGAAAGUGGUACCAGCCCUUGGAGGACCUCGCGCAUCGUGCGGCGCGCUGUUUACCGGGUCCUGCUCCGCAAAGAGUGCUGGAGCUGAUGGACGCCCUGGACAGGGCGCUUUGCUUCGUGAAGAUGGAAUCUUGCUUCGAGGAAGGCCCGCGACGUGUGGAGGCUGGAAAGCACGUCUGCGCAAAGAUGGAUGCCACGGGCGUGUUCUCUUGCGCGAGCUUGCUGGAGGACACCGACCGAGUCCCUCUCGAAGUGUUCAGCUCCUUGGAAGAGUCCCUCGCCGGGUGUCCGGAGAAGGACAAUCCGCUGUGGAGCAUAUUGCAGCAAGGCCCAGGCACCCUUUGGAGCCUGGGCGCCGCACUCCAGCCAAAAGCAUGCCAGGAGGAGGGAGGAGACCAAGACCUAGCGACGCACCUCCUCUGCCGCGGCUUCCAGGGUGUCCUGCUCGAAGGACACCCGCAGAGGUUGGCCAUGCUCAAAGAUUUCUUCAGCAACCGAAGCGAUCUAGUGCUCCUAUCCCAGAUUGCCGAACCCAGCUCUGUGGCCGCAAUGUUCGAGGAUGCCACCUGGAACAACCGGGCGCUCCGGAACAGCGAGGUCGAUCUGCUGCAGAUCACACUUGGCUGCAGCGACUGCAGCUUUCUGAGCGCGCUCCUAAAGAAUGGGGUGCGGCCGCGUUUCCUCCGAAUCAUCUUUUGGCACGUGAUACCUCCGCCUCUCCACUACCAGCCAGGUUCCCAUCGCCCCCUCGGCGACUGGUACGAGGACGUCAUGCACCUCACCGGAGAAGCCUGCUCAUUGCAGGCAGUCGCAGAAGCGGCGCAGGAGGACUAUGAGCUGUGGUUCCUGGAUCCGCGUGAUUGCGACAAGGCCAUCUUCGCCCGGCGAGAUGUGGCGACCGAGCUUGGCCUUCCUGUC